Molecule: messenger RNA, 4305 nt
Organism: Nannizzia gypsea CBS 118893
Lineage: Eukaryota; Fungi; Ascomycota; Eurotiomycetes; Onygenales; Arthrodermataceae
Product: STE/STE20 protein kinase
Exons: 7
Coding region: 1-4305 (1434 amino acids)
Biological process (GO): protein phosphorylation
Molecular function (GO): ATP binding; protein kinase activity
Source: RefSeq, a predicted model, not a curated record
AUGGAUUCUUCCGCCGAGGAGAACGCACAAACGCGUGAUGCGGCCUGGUGUGAUCUUCCAAGCCCCUUACGCGCGCGUGGCUUUACAGGAAGUAGGGAGGAUAUCCAAGCUGCUAGUGCUUAUCUCUUCUGCAACGCAGCAGCGAGACUCCAGCAGCAGAACCUCGAUAGGGUUGAGAGUACUGAUACCAAUCCAGCCGCCUCUGGCUCUGUUCUAGCUCCGGCUUCAAGAACUCAUCACCCUGUGCCACCGCUAAGAGAGCGCGACCUUAACGAAGGAAAUCCUGAAGUAGCAUCUUACCUCCAGUCAGAGAGCUACGAAGCCUUUUCUACUCAGAACAAUCCAGUUGAUAAUACUCAAUGCAUCAGCUCAUUUGAAACUUAUCAAUCGAACAAGUCGCGCUCCACCUUAGCAUUUAGCGAGGAAGUUGACCCUGAUAUUGGCCCCAACCCCCCUUCAAUCUCUGCUCAGUUUCCAACGGAAACUGUUGUCUCUGAGAAUACUCCAACUUCGCACCAUCAUCCAUUCAACCAGCUAGUUGACCCAAAACCUACAAGGGAGUCCUACCGUGUCUUCCCUAGGCUUCGCGAACCCCAGCAACAAGCUGCUCCUUUUCCAGCCCACAAGUUUGACCCUCAUUCGCGCCCAUUCCCCAUUAGACGCGUCUGCACAACAGAAAACCACCACUAUUACGAGGCCCCGCCUGUACAGACCUCUAAAUAUAAACAAUAUCCACGUCCUCAACGCGUCUACACCCGUGGCGAAUUUCAAGCGAGGACUAGAGAGCUCCUGAAACACGACACCGCUCCAGGCGGUUUCAACGAUUUUGAUCCCGAUUUCUCGAAUCGCGAGACACCAGCAACAUCGACUCUCAAACAGGUCCGCUCAUUCCCGGACCCACGCUCGCUUACUGACCCUUUACCAAAGUCGAGUCGUGGACUGGGUCCUAAUAAUAGACAGCGUUCUGCUACUGCUCCCAAGAGACCACAACCUCGCCCACAAAAACCACGCGAGUUCAAGGCUGACUCAUUCCCUCAACCACAUCACUUUUCAACUCUUAACCCCAAAUCUCCAUAUAACCCUUUGAACUUCAUUCCUGGUGGGGUCAACUCGUCGGGCUAUCUUUAUCUGCCGGCCCCUGGCAGUCAACCGGUUACGCGACCCGAGCCGGAUCAAGCCCCACCCGCCGACAGUCUAGCCGAGCCACGAGCUUUCCACGCCCAGGGUGACUUUGGCUUCCCGUUCGAUAGACCUUGCACUGUCGAGCCAGCUCCUGAAACGUGUCCAGCUCCGCUUCGGCCAGUCUUUCGUCUUGAAUUCCCUUCUGCGCAGGAGAUCAAAGAUCGGAAACGAAAGAAAAACGGAGCUCGGAGAUUUACUUCUUCUCUUAAGAAGCUCUUCUCCCGUAAAACAAAGUCAGACCCGGAAAAUACCACCGCUGCUUCUUGUCAGCCUAACGCGGAUUCUUCACCAGCACCAAAAGCUGAAGAAACUUUUAAAGGCCCUCCUUCAGCAGCUCCCCUUGGACGAUUUAGAGAAGAGCUAAGUGAAGCUGAUCCUACUCAGGCAGCGCAGUUAGAAGAACAGCUCAAGGACGUUGAUCCAGCGCAAGCUGAACACUUUGCAGAACAGCUUAGAAAGCCGUUUAUUACAGUCACUGUUGAUCCACCACCUGAAGACGACAGUACACCUCCACAAGAUACGCCCAGCAUGUUCACUGCAGGACAUCUUGACCCUUCCUCGGCCGUUAUGGCUAUUACCAAGCAGAAGGCUGAGGCCAUGCGACUUGCUCGAGAACAGGGAUUUAUUGUUCGAGAGAUGUGCCGUAGAGCUAAGACAGAAAUUCCUCCGUACACUUUUGAAGAAUUGAUCGGAAAGGGAUCAUAUGGUCGUGUUUACAGAGGACACCACCUUUCCUCGAAUUCUGUGGUCGCCAUUAAAGUCAUGGAUAUUGAUAACCUUGACUAUGAGACUACAAGAGAUUUUAAGGAUGAAUCUAUCAAGGACUUCAUCCAUGAGACGAAGGUCAUGUCUCAGGUAAAGGAAGCUGGUGCAAAGAAUAUCAACAUCUUCAUUGAAGCGGUGUCGAUACAUUCACAACUUUGGCUUGUUAGCGAGUAUUGUCCUGGUGGAAGCAUCAAAACACUGAUGCGCGCAACUGGUGAUAAGCUGGAAGAGAAAUUCAUCAUCCCAAUUGCUCGAGAGGUAGCUGUGGGUCUGAAGGCUAUCCAUGACGCCGGCAUUAUUCACAGAGAUGUAAAAGCUGGCAACAUUUUAAUCCACGAAGAGGGAAACAUCCAAAUCUGUGAUUUUGGUGUUGCAGGAGUCCUCCAAAGCCAACGUGAUAAGCGUUCAACCUGGAUUGGCACUCCACAUUGGAUGCCACCAGAAUUGUUCCCAAGUAAGCCUGGGGAUGAAGUCCAUCCUUAUGGCAAUGAGAUUGAUGUUUGGGCAUAUGGUUGUACCCUUUUCGAAUGCGCUACUGGUAAUCCACCCAACGCUACCUUGAGAGAGAGAAUGCAAAUCGGUCGCCAGCUCAAUCGCUUUACUCCGCGACUUGAUGGAGAAAAUUACUCGGAAGAGUUAUGUGGGAUCGUCUCGUACGCAUUAGAUGCAGAUCCUAGGACUAGACCUGCCAUGGGAGAUAUCCUCGGUCAUCCAUACAUCGCUGGUUCCGAACAGACUCAUCCUACUGAAAGCUUGAGAGAACUGGUAAAAACCUAUUACCAGUGGUCUCAGCGUGGAGGCCAGCGAAUCUCGCUUUUCAAUCCUGGAGGCGCUGUUGCAGCGGAAAUGCCUGGAGUUAAAGGCCCACUCGAAGAUGAAGCCUGGAACUUCAGCACAACUGAGGGAUUUGAAAAGAGAUUCUCGAUCAUUGACUUGGAUCAGAUUUCUGCUUCACUUGCAGCUCUAGAAACCGAGCAGUCUCUAGAGCCGAAUUAUUCCUCCUUCGAUCAAUUUAACAUGGACUCUGAAGAAAGAGAGCUCACGGCAGAAGAAAAGGUUAACUUUGAUGAGAGAGUCAAGAGAGGCGCUGCCGCCAUGGAGGGAUUAUUCGACGAAGCAAAGCCGAAAUACAAGUACGAAACGAAGAAUGAUUUCGUUCCUGUAGAGCAGACGCGCAAGAUCACCGACUUGCCAUUGAGAACUGAUACGGAUAGGUCUUCCGUCGCGUCUACCUUUAUUGACAUUAAUCUUGGAGUCUACGACUCCUCUCAUUAUGCAUCCGCUUCAGGAUCUGCCAACCCUCCUUUCCAGCUUGCUGAUGCCGACACUAUUCGUGCUAAUCGAUCCAGCAGCCGAUCGUACCGUGCCUCGUCAAGCGCGGGCAGUGAGCCACAAGAUGAAUUCCCACAAAACCGUGGCCCACGCCCUCCAACAAUGGAUUGGAAGUUCCCAACCACGGCUACAAGCAUUGAAGAACAUGAAAGCCCCAAUGCAACCGAUGACGAGAUUGCUCCGCAUGAUGCCGAACCGCUUGAGCAGCCGCGAGAGGAGAAGCGGGACACUAGGGCCUGGACAUUCCCUGUUAUGACCGUUGAAGAAGAUGGGCCAGGAGACGAACCGAUUGAUGAGACAGCCCAUGCUGAAACCCCUGGUGCAUGGAGCUCCGAUAAUGAAAGCACAACUGCACAAGCAAUGUUUCCACUUCAACACUCACCCUCCGUCCUCGAUAGGGCCAUUGGUAAACCAGAGCACCGCACACUUGCCUCCGAAUCGCGUCCGUCCACCGCUGAGUCAAUACAAUCUUCCGUCUCCGAUGCUGACUAUGACCCAUUCAGAUUGGAUAGAGAGGGCGUGUCAAGCGGCCCUGCAAACAAUGUCCAAAGACGAGGCCUGGCAAAGGCACCUCCAAUCAGAGAGCCAGAUUACCCAUAUUUCCCUCAUGACGACGAGUACAACAACAACCACUCUCGACCUAACACAGCCAACGGUUUUGAGGAACAUCAUGUCGGCAGCUUGCCAGAAAGCGUGACUCUUAGAAACGGAAAUGCAACAGCCGUACCCCUUUCCCGCUCUGGAAGCUCGUCGAUGUACUCUCAGAACGGGAAUAGCAACGGCAAUCUUAGGGGAUCACUUAACCCUGCACCAGCAGCAGAGAAUAACAGUUUGACCCAAUUCCCUGAAUUGAAUCCUCCAAGCAUUGAGAGCCUAACGGAGGGGGCCAGCGAUGAAGUCGUUACCGCGGAGCUUGAUCGGUUGUUCGGAGAACUUAUGCACGGCCUCGCAGCUACGGGUGAGGCAAUCCAGUCCAUGGACUCAGCCAAAGCGGCAGAGAGUGAUGUGCGACCAGAAUCACCAUGA